This is a messenger RNA of Porites evermanni, 32245 nucleotides long. The record is from the annotation of a GenBank genome assembly. NCBI's taxonomy places the organism in Eukaryota, Metazoa, Cnidaria, Anthozoa, Scleractinia, Poritidae.
AUGGUGAAAAUAGUGCAACAUGCACGAGAUGAAGAGGAAGGGUAUAUAGAGAUGGAAGACCAAAGCGGUCAGGAAAACAAAGAAGAAGGCCUCCACGACAAGAUAGGUAAUAAGCAAUUAGAAAGAAAUUAGAGAGAAAAAUUGUGAAAAAAGAAGAAGAACGCAGAUUCCUAAGGGUCGUGAAGGGCAGAAAAAUGCGCAUUUGACAUUUAACCCCCUCCUCCGUAUACUUCGUAUAGCAUAUUUUCCGAAUUAAAAAAAGGCAAUAAUUAUAAUUCGAAUGUAAGUUGCUGAAAAUCAAAUAAAUUAGAAAUCAUUUUGCCUGAAAGGGUUGUUUUGCUAUCAAUUGUAUCGAAAAAUAUAGCUGCAAAUUUCCUUUUCAAAUAACUGCGUAAGCAAUUCACAAAAGGCUUUGAAUUUUACACAGCAAUUUUAUUUAUCAUUUCUUAAGGUCGUUUCACAUUACGGAUUGGCAAUCUAGUUAUCGGACCCUGCAUCACUUGUUUUAAUGCACCUUUCCGCUGUUUUGAACAGGUUAUUAUUUUCGGGUGGAGUCUCCCCCGUAUAAGCCAUUAUUAUAGUCCCGCGAUUAGUUUCCCCUGGAUCUCCGAGGAACAUAAAAUUUAAAUUUAGAGACAAAACGUACAGGUGACAAAAAUUUGGUCUUAUCAACCCAGUUAACAAAGACGAUUUGUUUUUCCCAUGCAAAUGCACUACUAGAACUGAUGUUGAGCUAAAAGUAAAAGGUAAAAACUAACUACAUUUCGAACUCUCCAAGGAUAUUUUCGUGUACGUGAGCGUAGAAACACAAAAUUAUCAUAAAUAUAUUACAAAAUUGUAAAUGGCCUUAUUUUAAAAUAUAAUUUAGUAUAGUAUUAUUCUAACUUAUAUUACUAUUGUAUUUUAUCGUGUAUCUUUAAAUACUUUUUCACUGUAACUUAGGAUAUGUAUUUUUAUCCUUUGGUUGAAUAAAGACUAUUAUAUUAUUUAUUAUUUAUUUAAAAGCAGAUAAAAAUGGCAUGAAAGCUAACUUGCAAUAAAGUAUGCCAAUGAUAAGUAAUAAACAUUUUUAAAAAAGUGCAGAACAAAUUUGGCUGCCCUGCCUAUUUCGAAAUGCUUUUAAACAAAGAACUGAAACAAACAGUGACCAAACAGUGCGGUUCCAUUCGCGCAAAAUUUUUCAUUUAGAUCGCUUUUCAAUUAGUCUUAUUAUUGCUUCAUUGUUUUGUGUCUUUUUCAAACUUCAAAAAUAUUUUAUCACUUACUAUUAAUAUAAUCUAUCGCAUUUUAGCGUCCAUGACAUUCCUGUCUGUUUUUAAGUAUUCUCAAUUGUUUGUAAUACUAUGCUAAAUCACAUCUGAAAACACAGUGAUGUGGUGACUAACGCUGUGAACUUAGUACGCAUUUUUACAUCAAAUUGGAGUUUCUUAGAGGUAAGCACUAACCGUAACAAGACGCUUUUAAAGCGUCAACUUGAGCUUCCUUAGAGAUAAGAUAAAAAUGAGGAGGCAAUUAAUUGAUUUGGAUUAAUAAGGGGCUGAGUGCGGGCAUGGAGGGCAGGUGGGAAAGAAGAAAAAAAAACUGCUAGCAAGGUAGGUUAUACAGAACCAUAAACUACCCCUUCACUGGUGGAUUGAAAACAAAAUGCGAAUAUCCUAAGCACUUUCGUGUUGAUCUUUUAAAGAUUUGCCGCCAACUUGAAGGGACUGUUUGCAUAUGAUUAUAGAACCGCGCUUGACCUUUAGUCAAGCAUAUCAUUCUGGCGUAAUAACGUAGAAGCUCAGGACUCGAGACCUUUAUUAUAACUAUGAAUAUUUGUCUGUGACGGUGCAAGAAAAUCUGUCAUUCCACAUACAGAGGUGCUCGGUGACUCGACCAUUAUUUUUAAAGUGAUGUGUGUGGAGUCUUUCAAAGGUAGAUUUUAAAUGAUGGUCACCAUCGAUUGUAUUGUGAAGUUCACUUCUAUUUUUGAAAGAUUGCAUCCAAAGAAAUUGAGUUCAGUCAAGUGACUAGCAAGUGAAAUAAUUGAGUAACAGAUGAAAUGAAUAGCUGUUGCAAUACAGUUGCUUUUGAAAUUGUUGAUCUGAUGAUGCAUCAUUCAAAUAUUUUACGUUGGUGCUUGUUGUUAUGUCUUAUUUUGUAAUUUUAAAACCUUUAAUUAAUUCAUAGAUUUAACAGUUAUUUCAAAGCUUUAUAGAAGUAUUGCAAUAAGUCGUCGUGAGAUUAUACAGUGGAACCUCGAUAUAACGAUCGAACCUCUAUAUAACGAAGUCCUCGGUAUAACGAACGAUUUUCUUUACCCCAGUAGUAAUAAAACAUAUGAAAAAGGAACCUCGAUAUAACGAAACCUCUUUGUAGUGAACAAAUUUUGCCAGUCCAUUGGCCGUUCGUCAUUUGUUACAUCGAAGUUCCACUGUAUAACUACUGAGGGUGACUCUUACCAUAAAUCUAUCUUUGGCCGUCAAAACAAAUGAUCUGUAUUGCCCCUUUUUUGUUUGUAUAAUUUUGAUUCGAUUUAAUUUAUUUUUUUCUCACUAGAAUUUGAAAAAUCGUUGAGAAAAACUUUGAGGGAGGGUGAUGUUGAGGAUAUCACUGACGAGCUCACACCGCGGGCUCUAACAAAAUGCGACACCAACUCGUUACUUAUGGCAAUGGAGGUGGGAAAUAUUCAUGAAUACAAUAUUACGCUAUCGUCUUCUAAAAGGAUGCUUAAAGGCAACUGUGACUCUACUCUCAGUUUUUUAGCAUGUAGCACUUGUUAUUGGAGUAGCGUAUUCGUUCACCGCUCUUAACACUCCCUAAUGAAACAAGAGCAAGAGCGAUCCGCCUGGGGGAUCUUCCUCCUUCUUGUCAUCUCCUUUAUAGCACUACCGUGCUAGUCUUCCUGGACUCUCAAUCUCUAAUACAAAAAAAUGAGAGACGACGAGUGGUGACAAAUUUUGAUGAGCUUGGGCAGAAAACUAGUAUUGCCAACGAGGAAGGAUCAGGCAUCAGCAACAAUAUGGGGAAGAUGUGUUUUAAUGUCCGACAUCAAUCCAUAGAGCAUUACAAAACAUAAGAAUAAGAAAUGGAACAAGCGAUCGCCAUUUGAUGCUGAUUAGAUAUAAUUUGUUUUCUUAAUUUUAAGCACGAUAAGAUAAUUCUCUGAGUUAGAUGCUAUCCCAUUUGCAUUGUUAUCAAUCGAGUGCUAUAUGUCCCCAGUACCCAAAUAUACACUUGGUGGACGAAGGCAGUGUUUCCAGCAUAAUUACUAACUUGGCAGUAUGUGAACGUUCUGAGCCUGGCCAAAAAAUAUUACUUAGUAUUUAAGUGGGUAAAAUUUAAAUUUCCUGACUGUUCUACUUUUCAGGUGAGAAAGUAAUUUCCCUCUCAUCAUAAUAACCCGAAAGAUGGUAUAUUCCCUAUCACCCUCCUUGUUCUGAAAUCUGUUUUGUUAUCACAGGUGAGUUUCAAAUUCCGUCGUUUAGCGGAGAAAAAAGGACCUGAUGAGGACGAUUUUACCAAGUUAGCGAACUCAGUGGACGAGUUUACCAGUUGUUUACUUGACCCUUUGAAGACCAACACAGAGGCGCGUCACGCUUUUGGGGAUUCUUUGGAUUAUCUUGUUGAUGCUGGCAUAAACCUAGAACAAAAGAAGGUGAUUUAGUCUCUGUUUAGUGCCUUGUAGCGUUACGCAGACGAUACAGUACGACUUACAGAAUAGAUGACAAUAGUAAUGUAAAAAUAAUUAUCUAAUAGCCAAAUGGAUGAAUGAUUAUAAUAAAAAAAAAUGAAAACUGUGUAUAAUGUAGCAGAUAAAAAUCGCACUUAUCUAACUUUGGAAGUAUCACACUUGUAAAAACUCCUUUAGCUUCAUGGACAGCGUUGGAUUAACCUGCUUACAAAACCUAGUUGACCAGAUAACACUAUUUAUGAUUUAUCUAUUGUUUUCCUUAAGUUGCUUUUAUAAACGGUCAGGUAACAAUGUCAAUAAUAUAUUCACACCGACCCAGUUUAAAGAUUGUUUAGUCUGGUGUAACUAACUAUUGCUAAGUCUGGACAGGCACAAUGCUUGCAUUAAUACUAGAACACUGAAUACAUGCAUAUCACAUUAAUUGUCGUUAAAAACGGUUCAUAUCAAUUUGUUGUUGUUUUUUGUUUGACUGUUGGUAGUUCUUCGCACAUCCAGUAAUAUACGACUUGAUGAAGAAAAAAUGGUGGGGUGCAUUUGCUGAGAUGAAGAGAUCACCCUGGGGGGAACGUUGGGCAUGGCUUUUGCUCCAUUUUUGGGGCUUGUUUGAUAUCGUGUUGUUUCCAGUCUUAAUCGCUGUUUUCUAUAUCAAGCACCUCAUUAGCAUAGCUACACGGCGAAGCAAAGGUUUGUGGGAUUACAUAGCAAUUCAUAAUAAACAAAGUAACUGGUCGAAAGCCUUUAAAGCAGCAUAGGUUCUUAGAUAAGCUCAGGAAGGGCAAGGCAACACGUUCAAUUGCAUGGCUUUGAAUACAACGAAAAGCAGCGAAGGGGUAAGUUACAACGUAAACAAACAACAUUUCUUUAUCCCUACACACUUUGAUCUCAGUACAUUUGUUUCGUUUUGUUGUUUGUUUGUUUUUUCUCUUUCUUAAGAAAUAGACAUCGCCUUUGUCAUGAAUGCAACCUCUGACUCCGCGAACGAAGCAUUUCAGCUGAUGAAAAAGAUCGCAAAGUAUGUAAUGGAAGAGAAAAACAACCAUCAGAUGAAAUACCAGGUGGUAGUGCAUGCUGAAGACUCGUCAUCAACGGGUAUUUGCUUCGAUGAUGACUCAGUUCCAGGCGUUAAGAUUCUUUCAGAUAGAGUGGAUCGAUUAAUGAGGAAUGUGGAAGUCAACAUUCCUGCUCUUCAUGAAGAUCUGGAGAAAGUAUGUGAAGCUUUCGAACAAGGUAAUCAGAGGCCAAACUCUGAAAAGGUAGGUACUAGCUCUUUGUCAAAGCGUUUGAUAUAUAUUACUUUUCCUACUAAUUAUAGAGUAUAAUAUCCAGUACAAGGUGAAUAAAAGCAACUGCCUGGAUAUUCAGCUCAUCAGCAAAACGAUUACUCGGAUAGGAAGAAUUAUUAAUUUUCAUAUUCACUUCAACCUAGUUCAGAGCACGCGUUUGCAGUGAAUAGGCAAAUCUUUUUGAAGUCAAAGAUUUCGUUUGGUUCAUGAGUCCACAGUUUACUGAGAGAAAACAUCGUGACGAUAUUUAUUCCUCAAUCUGUUGCACAAUCUUUGUUGCGUUUUGCAUGGAACGUUGAAGGAAAUAGUAGGGAUUACUUUUCAAAUAUUGUAAUUGACCUUGCAAUAUUCAGGGUUGAUUUUUCAUUGCUUGAUUAUAGAAUGAAGAGCAUAUGCUUAUGACACAAGUUUGUAAAGAAAGACUUGAGUAAUAUUCUAACACUACAUAUUUCCCUGGAACCUAUGCCUUUAAGUAAUCUUGAUUGUUUCUCUCCUGGGCAACAGUGAGGCAGCGAAGGGUUUUUUGUGAAUUUUUCUUGAUAUGUCCACACUAUAACAAAUAGCUGUACAUGCCGACAUGAAAAACUAUCCGGUAUAGUUAGGUAUGCCAAGACCUUUAUUUAGCGGUUCACACUCUGCCAAAGAUGACCGAGAUGUGACGUUCUACUUUCAAAAUCGGCGUGGCGCAGUUUCGCUCCGUUGCAAAUUCCAAUAUGUGUACUAGCUGAAGCCCUGUGGAUUUCGUGCCGUAGCAAGAGCUAUCCGUUUGUUUGAUUCAUUUCUUACAGGUUCUGGUGCUACUUACCGACCACAAAAUUUGCUCAAGGCAAGACAGGAAGCGCGUUAAGGAAGAAAUAAAGAAAGUAAAGGAAAUGGGAAUAAAAAUUGUGCCAGUGGGAAUCGGCCAACACAUUAACAUCCGCGAAUUAGAAAGGAUCGACAGGGAAGGAAGCAAGGUCAUGCACUUUGGAGAAUAUGCAAAUCCAAGGGAAGCAGGAAAGAAAAUUUGGCAUGGUAUGUUUCGCAUGCUUCAAAAAAGUUCUUAGUAUUCUGUAGUAGUGAAACCACAAACCUUAACAAAUCUUUAAAAGCGUAUAAUAUAAUUUUCCAUUCAGUGUGUACUCUUGUACUGACUCCUGAGUUCUCUGAAAAAAACCUAGAGCAAAUAAAGGUCAGCAUUACAUGUUUCCUUUGUUCCAACGCUUAAAAUGAGUUUAAGUCAAAUCUUUUUUCAACCACAGCAGAUUUAGCUCAGUCGGUAGAGUGCUCGACUGCAGAGCGGAAGGUCGCGGGUCCGAUUCCCUGGGCCGAAUUAAUUCUCAGGGUCUUAAAAUAACUGAGAAAUGAAGUUAAUCCCUUUGCACUGCAAGCGGCAAGGCCUUCGCGUGGCUCGGAUGACCACCUAAAAUGGCGUUCCCGUCUCCAGUAGGAGACGUAAAAAUAGUGUCACCAAUUAGUGCUUUCGUGUUAAAUACCUUGACACUCAAAUAAAGUGCUUUUUUUUCUUCUGAAGACGUAUUUAACGGUUUAAAAUUCUUGUGUUUUUCGCUCUCUCCUGAUCAAUUUACAAGUUUUACAUUCACCGUGUCUACUGUAUAGAAGAGACUGUGAAAAAACUAAAGACAGGUCUACUUCGUUGAAAUGAGUUUGCACUGAAUUUUUUGUUACUGUUUUGACAGAGCUACAAGGAAAAGAUUUGUUUGGUAAGUUCUUUAAUCCUGGAAUUUGUCCUUGUGGUCCUCUGUUGUUAUAAGUUUGACAUCUAAAAACUGGUGUGAUGUUUAAGGCCUUACAACUUUCCUAAACUGUUUAGGUGGGGCGCCUCACGCGUUCUUAAACACUUUGCCUUUUUGGACUACCAGUUUCCCUAACAUUAUGGUCUUUCACGGAUAGAUCACAGCCCCGACUUAUACGGCCAUCGUGAUAAUGUAACAAAGUCUUAUUGACAUCUCAGAACAUCUCGCAACAAUGUUGAGAGGAAUGCGUUCUGCGGGGCAAAUCAUCGAUUCAGCAAAUAAUGUUGAUAAAAUGGUGUAACCGAGGUUCACAUUUGCUUUGGUUUCAGGAAAUUCAAAUAAAAGAGGGGUUGGUGUAGGUUUCCUUGAUGGAUACGGAGAGGAAUUCAAGAAAAAAAUAAACCGGUUUCCCCAAAUAUAUUAAUGACAUUCUAAAAAAAUAUAUUGCGAAAAUUCUGUACAUUUUCAGUUCUAAGAAGGUGAUAUAUUUCACCCAAAAAUAAUUUUCAGCAAAACAUUAUUGAUAUCAAUGAUAAAUCUCAAUCUCAGUUGAACAGAGUGGUUAGGGGCUGCAGUUGAACCUAAGCUAAAGAAACCUGGUCUUGUAACAUUGAAAGAAAAAGCAUGACGUCAUAAGCCGCCUCCAGAGUACCUAUGUCUAAGCUCAGGAAAAAAGCAGUUGCGCAACAAAUAACUUCUCUCAUGAUGGUAUACGGGAUUUAUCUCUGAGCUUUGAUCAACCUAUCGGCGGUCCUGGCACUGAAAUAGCGUUAUUUCUCAUUUUUUGUAAUGAUAAGUGCCUUAACAAAAAUAAACCGAACAGGUAACGUUAUUGGUUUUCUUGGACUUACGGGCAAUCGAACGGAACCGCUUCAGCGUCUCAAGGAUAACUCCAUUUUUUACGCAAAGUUCGAAUAAUGUAGUUUAGCGACAUAGCCGUUGGUCCGGCAAGCAAGUAAACUAAGGUUCGAGUCCGGACAAAAGUCGACUAGCAGCUUUUUCAUAAUCAUCGUCAUCAUCAUCACCACCAUCAUCAUCAUCAUCAUCAUCAUCAACAUCAUCAUCAUGAUCAUCAUCAUCAUCAUCAUCAUCAGCAUCAGCAUCAGCAUCAGCAUCAGCAUCAUCAUCAUCAUCAUCUUUAUCAUAUUAUUAUUAUUAUUAUUAUUAUUAUUAUUAUUAUUAUUAUUAUUAUUAUUGUUAUUAUUAGUGUCAUCAAUCUUUUGUUUUCUCUUGGCUUCCCUUUAUUCCUGCCUUUGUCCUCUUCCAGCCAGCAGCUUUACAAGAUUUUGCGAAUGAUACUCUGAGUCAUUAGUCAUUUCCGUGGUGGAACCCUGAAAACAAAUAAUCGAACAUAUGUGCAAUUUUUAACUUUUAAAAAAGAGAAGUGUUUACCAAAAUAUUUCUUUUUUAUUCAUAGUCAGUUACCUUGAAUACUUCACAACUCCCUACUUCGUGUUUUUUCGAGACACGCUUAGCUACCUGGUACUGCUUGGUUUUCACUUUGUUCUAUGUCUUGAGACAUCAAGCAUCCCGUUCAGCGGUCUAGAGUGGGCGAUUUUGGUGUUCUUCCUGAGUCGCAUUUUAAAUGAAAUUAAACAGUUUCUAGACGUCAAAAUAAAGCGAAAGAAAAAGACUGGAAUUAAGAACUCCGAGGGGUCCAAGUAUAAUAUCCGCUUUGAAAAUGGAGUGGAAAGCAGCAAGAGACAAGGAAAAUCAGUUAUUUUUCUUCAAAAAUGCGGCAAAUACUUAAGGUACCAUGUAAUUGGCUUAAAAAGAAGAAGGAGUACUUGUGGUAGUAGUAAAGGUAGCCUGUUCUAGGCUCUCAGAUUGUAGGGGCGUCGCGAAAAUAAAACAAGCGAAGCGAAAAUAAGACGUGCGCGAUCUGGAGAAAGGGCGGUGACAGAAAAAGAGACAGAGCUCCACCGACCUCUCUCUCUCUCCGUUCCUUCGCGUUUUUCUUAUAUUCUUUUAUUGCACAACUGCACUACUAUCUUGGAGCUUGGGAUAGGCUAUGGUGGUAGUAGUGCUAUUAUUACUAUUAUUAGUUGUUGUUGUUACGUUGUUGAUGUAUUGAUGUUGCUUAUGGUACCUGCACACAAGGAAACACCGUAAGGUCCGGUUCCCAACUUCUGGCUAGACAUCAAGUACUUAACUGAAAGUGAAUAUAUUUUUAGACCCAGAGUUAGUGAAAUGAUACAUGAAAGCUAACAACUUACAGCUCUAACACGAUUAAAUGCCAAGAUAACAGCAUCUUAAACUUUUACUGUCAGAUUAAGAAAACCGUUGCAGCUGAGACAUUUCACUCUUGUUUAUUGUGUUAUGACCAAUCAACGCUAAGAUGAGGACACGCAAGCAACCAGUAGUACACUAAACAUUUCUCAAUACUGCAUGAUAUUUGGUCUAACCUAUAAAAGAUGUCUCCAGUUUGCUUUUCGUUCAUAUAUAUCCUUUGGCGUUGGCAUGUUGGUUCCACCAUUAAUAAGCAUCGUUGCAAAUCCGCUGAGGCAUUCUUCUGUCAUUGAAGAACGUGUCCAUAGCUUCAGACGACGCAGAACGCAGAGCAGAGAAGGAUCUAGUUUACAAGAAACCCUUCCAACUGGUGUGCCAUUACAGAUACUCUCGGUAAAUUAGAGUGAACCUUGCAAAUAGUACAUACACACUCCAAUUUCAAUAGAGGGUUUUGCUUCCUUUUUCUUACUAUUUGCACACACUGUGGACCAACCAAUUUCUCGGCCUUGAAAAUGGCAAACAACUGCAAGUCACUACAAUCAAAAUAACUGAGUCUAAAGAGAACAAAUGCAUCUACAGACUUGAUCUGUCUGGCUCAACAGGUCCAGGAAGGGGAGCUGCCCCUCUGUCCCCCGCCCCCCCCCGGCUUGCUACGGCUCUGGGUUGUUGCUUGCUUUUAAGUUUUGCGACGCCUGAUUGGUUAAAGAUAACAUUCCAGAAAUAUUUCUGGUUUUUCAGGGCGUUUUAGUUUCACUUUGCUUUUUUAGUAACGUAAUUAGAUUCUUUCUUGAAUUCAGUGACCGAUGGAACAUUUUGGAUUUCGUAACCGUCAGUAUCUACACUGUUACAUUUUGCUUGAGGGUAGCCACGUGGACAUUAUCUGAAGCAGUAACUGACAAUCGAGCACUUGUUAGUGCUGGUUACCUAUACGCUAUAAAUACCAUGCUCCUUACACUCCGAGCCUUUGGUCACGUGAUGGAAACAUUCAAGGGCAUUGGCGCCAUUCAGAUCGCUUUGUUUCAUAUCAUCGGUGACGUGGUGACGACAUUCUGGCAGUUUAUAGCAACUAUUUUGGCGUUUUCUAUCGCCAUUACAAAGGUGUACAUGGCAGAAAGAUCAUUCAUUUCCAGCGGCAGCAAAAGGGAUUCGUGAGUAGAAUCAAUAUAUAUAUAUUAAUCAGAGAAAGUUAAUCGUCAAUAUUAUUAAGUAUAGGAGUAUUAGAGGAAACAAAAAAACUGCAGACGUGAGAAGUAAGAAAGAAGUAAAGCGUAGAAUAGCGUUAGCAAAAAGUGCAUUCCACGAAAUGUCAAGAGUACUCAAAUCAAGAAAUACUAAAAUGCAAACAAGGAAAUAAUAUUGCAGUGUUAUAUAUGGUCAACAUUAUUAUAUGGUUAUGAAGCAUGGACUCUGACCAAAACCAUGGAAAGUAAAUUAGAGGCUUUUGAGAUGUGGACGUAUAGGAGAAUGUUCAGAGUAUCAUGGACAGAAUAUAAAACCAAUGAAUAAGUUUUAAACAUGGCAAAUACAACAAGGUCAUUCAGUACGUCUUGGUGACAGUUACUAUCAUAUACUCCAUUGAUAUUAAAUUUAAAAACUAACAAUGAAGCGGCCGACACUGUUUAGAACUGGGAUAUCAUGCUCAUAAGACUUCACUAAAAGUAGUCAUCGAGUUCUUGAAAAAAGGUCUGUCUGAUAGCAUCAUUAGAUAUCUCAUAAUAAUAAAACUAGUAAUAACCGAAGGUUACGGAGUGCGGGCGACAACGAUCGACGGGUCAAAACGCUUUUGCUCCAGCGCUGUGCUUUGCGUAAGUUUUACGUGACAGAUGGUCAGAACGCGCGUGAUCGGAUUACAAGUGAUAGAAGGUCCAAACGCGUGUGAUCAAAUUGCGUUCUGUGCAUUUCAUACAUUCUUAGUGGAAUUCCAAACGAAUGCUGGCUACAUUCAUGCAAAGCAUGCCUAAUAACAACCUGGAGAUUAGGAUUGCGGGCUCCCCUAGUCGCCUACAAUUAAAAUUUUGCGGCUAAUUAGUUACGUCGUUUUCCCGACAAAAAUAGCAAGAUCUGAAAACAGAAGAAAUAUCAUUUGACCAGUUCUACACUGGGGUAAAUGUAUUUUCUCACCGUAGUUUCGUCCAACGAUGUUUUACGAUUACAAUUCAUUGUUUCUGGUUAUAUCGCCAUCAAAAAUUAAAUAAAUAAAUAAAUGAAAAAUUGAGAAUUCUCGGGAAUUUCAGAGAGUUUUUGUAGAGUUUUAGACAAUUCUAAAAGAAUUUAGAGCUUUUUUUGGGAAAUCCCUGGAACAAUUUAAGGCCAUACUUCGAGAAUUAGGUAGCUAAGCCUAAUAAAGAGUCAAAAAGUAAUUUGAAUCUGAAUUUCUCGCCGUUGGUUAUUAAGUAUAACUUGACAGGCAUUAAAAAUUUGUUAAAAGGAAGGAAAUGCUCCCAAAGAGAAAAGCGGACAUCAAGACAACAAAGAUGACUGUUGAAAGAACGACAGGUCCAUUCAUGCCAGGAAACGCGUUUUAAGUAAGACUCGAACUUCUCUAAUAAAUGGCACAAAAGGUUCUUCGCGUAUUAAAUAAGACGCGACUUUCUAGUAAUUUAAGGCAUGCCUUGUGAAAGACACUCCUCUUAUUUUUCCACAUAUAAAUGGCCAUAAUUUGUUAAUUACUAACAGUAAAAUUAUCAACAAAGAUGAACAUAGAGAUGCCACCUUAACAGCGUUUUGGCUCGUUUCUCGUUUGUCCAAUUUUCUUUUUUAGGGCUUGCAAAACCUACAGUGGUUUGUUUUGGUAAGUAAAUCUUUUAAAAUUUAAUUUUCAACAUUUUCGCCUCCCUUUAAGAACUCUUUGCAUACAAAUUGGAGUAUUUAUAAAUUAUCCAAAAAUGCCUAAGUAUUUUGCAGUCGGCAUAUUGCCCGAUUGAAUAUACCAAUUUUAUCACAUGCAAGGAUCUUUAGACCCAGUAAAAUUCAUGUAGUUGGAAACUGAGAAGGGGCCGGAAAGGGAAAAGGAAAGGGCGGGGAUUUUAAUUCAGCCUUAGUGGAAAUACGGGGUUCAAUGACUAAACAAAUGAAAUCCUAAUUAGGGUGAACAUUUGAUAUAAAGUAAACUAAUGAAAAUGAAUUUUUAAAAACGGUCAUCGUAGAUUGCAGUAAUUUGAACAAUUUAACAUAUCUGUAGGAGUAUGAAAAGAUAUUUAGCCUAAAAGGAACGAGAAACCGUUGGACCGUCGCGAAACUGACUUUAAAACAUAGAAAGAAGGUUUCACAAGAAAAAAAUCAUCCAAAAAAGACUGCUUACGAAAUUUAGACAAAGUUACAAAAGAUCGAUACAUCAAAAUUCUAACAUGACUCCAAGACUUUCUGGUCAUUUCUCAAUGUUUGGUUUGGUUUUCUUAGUGCUCAAGCCUCUUCUGGAGUUGAGAAAAUGGAGUUUUGAAAGUUUUGCAAUUAUAUAUGCCCUUUAAAGCCUCAAAGUCAAGUUAGAAUUUUAGUAUAUCGAACGUGGGCUAUUUGUUUGAUCUGUAAAAAUUGUGAAUGACCAUAUACACAUUCUUUGCUUCUAAUCUUAGUUGGUGGAGCAUGGUGAAACACCUUACUUGGUCUCUGUUGGGAAUAGCGGAGUUGGAUCCUCUGGACUCAGUGGACAGCACAUCAGCAACUCUCGCCCGCUUAUUGUUUGGAGCCUUUCUUAUCAUGGGGGUCAUUCUUCUAGUUAAUAUGAUGAUAGCCCUACUGUCUAACACUUACCAGCGAGUUGAGGUAACAUUGACCGUAUUUGUUUCAUCUAUUGACAACACUCUUGUUGCUAAAGCCCUGGCCAACCAUUCAGCAAAAUUGGAUCUCACCACCCAACAUUGUUUUAUUCAAACGCCAUAAAAACGCAAGCAAUAUGUACUUCGAUGAAGCAGGGCGUUGCUGGCUUAUUGCAACUGAAAACGUAGCGCUAGACCGAAACCAGCUCUUCGAGGACGAUUUUGUAUGGUCAGGCGAGGGUAAUACACUCAUUCAUACAGUUAUAUCUGUGCAAUACACUCUUGCAUUCAAUAUCCUGAGGGUUCGUGUUUCACUAUUUUUUUUGGCACAGUAUUAAGUAAUUUUUUUCUCUAUCUGUACUCUACAGCUGAACGCCGCGGCGCUGUUUUUGUCAAUCGUCGAAUCAUAGCAAAAAUCUUCUUAAGUCGGUCAGCUGGUUAUGAAUACUUAGCAGGAUAUUUAAAGAAAUCAGAAACAAGAGAAAUAUUUUGAGUGAAUAAUAAUGGUUGUUAUCUUGUGCUCUUUUUGAGGAUAACUCCCUGAAAGAAUGGUCGUUCAAGAAAGCCAUAACGAUUCAGACGUACAGCACGUACCAUCCAAUACCGGUACCUCUUAACCUAAUGUCAAAUGCAUUUCUAUGGAUACGAUGGUUGUGGUUUAUUUGCAAGGGGCGUUGUAAAAGGCAACCUACGAAGAACACCUGGAGUAACCUAAGCUACGUAAGUCAAUUCGAUCGUUGUGCAAGACCAACUUAUAAAAUGACCAACUGUUUGCAAAAGUCUUUUCAUCAAGGCAGCUUACCGGCUUAACAGCCUUGCCAGUUGACAGAGGUUUAAGCACUAGCUAUUUAAUUUUAGACCUAGCAACCUUGCAAAAACUAAAAACCGGUUUUAUUAUUGUCCAGUUGGAAUGUUAAUGCGCUGAUCGAUAGUACAAAAGACAGAGGAACAAACAACACAUAUUUACUAAAAGAAAACAAUAGAGAUAGAAUUGACUUCCCAUGUGUAUAAUGGUCUGCAUGCGUGUUAGGGCCCUUAUCCGACUUACCCUAACACAACUAAAGAGACAAUUCAAAAACAGUAAGUAACUUCAGUAUAUAUGGAACACUUAUAUGCACUGUAAAAUGUGAUUUUGACCUGGAGAUCAACGUUAAUAACCACUGUGACUUUAAUUCAUGAUGUUAUCAAACAUUUUUCCUUUUCAUCUUAAGCAGAACAAAUCCCUGGAUACUGUUGUCGAAAAUCUCCAAUUUACGUAUUUUCCAAAAUAUGGAUACUUCUUUCCUUUCACAGGUGAGGAUAAUUCUCAAAUAAAAAAAUACCUUGUUUUCUGUCAGUCUGACACCAAAAGAAUUGUGUCCAUUUUGCAAUAUCUUUAUAACUGUUAACUUUCUUAAGGCUUUGUUGCAUUCCUGCUCGUUUAUUCUUAAAAUUUGUCGUAGUACCCAUGAAACAAACUUUCAGAGAAAAUUUGCUUUUGGCAUAAAUUUUACUACAAAGCGAAGGAAGAGCAAACGAAAAAUCUAGGCAUUCAGUCAAAUAAUAAACCUCUUUCUGUGCAUUAUUUUUUUACUUGAAGCCGCGUGUAUUUUCGAAAGCGCAGCAAUGUUAGGGAAGAAAUAUUCAUUUGGUAGUAGACCUGAUCAGAGUCAGUGAUAAACAAAAUUCGAAGACCCGGCCGUAGCGAUCGCGAGAGUUCGAUUUGUUUAAUCACGAGUAUAUUAUGACAACUAAGACAAAUUUGUGAUAGUUAUUUUAAGCUUUUUUAAAAUUGAAAUGAAAUAUAUUCCCAGAGUUUUUUGCUAAGAAGAAGUGAAAAAAUAAAAUUAUUCAAGUGAGCGCUCGCUAUGGCACGUACUGUCUAAUUACUUAGGGGUCCUUAGGCAACGCGUACUGUCCUAUUACCCUGUCUUAUUAUUAGUGAGUUUACGCAACAGGACGGCAGAAAGAAGAGGACCAAUCAGGAUAGUUGAUAACCAAGUAGAUUUGAGAGUUUUGUUAUAGUUAUGAUUAAUGACAAAAUAAAAAUAGAAUAUGAAUGUAUUGAGAAACUGAUUCAUGCAUUUAAAACCAGUAGGUUAGACUAUUACAACAGUCUCCUCUAUGGAGUUCGCGACCAUCACAUGCGAAAACUCCAUCGUGUCAUGAAUGCCAGGGCGCGAUUCAUCUGCUGCGCACCUAAACACUGUCAUCUUACGCCGCUCCUUAACAUGAACUUCACUGAUUGCCUAUCCGCCUACGUAUCGAAAUUAAAAUACUUUUGAUCACCUUUAAAGUACUCCAGGGCUCGGCUCCUAAAUAUCUCAUUGAUUCAAUUUCUGUUUUACCGCCAUCCCGUUAUGAAUUACGGCAAAAUAACAAGGGAAUUCUUCUGAGCACCCCAAAGCGUUUCAGAAAAGUUAUCAUGGGGGAUCGAUCCUUCAUGGCGGCAGCGCCACGGCUUUGGAACAGUCUUCCCGUAAGGAUUAGAUCUGCUUGCACAAAAAAUGAUUUUAAACAGAAACUUAAGACAUUUUUAUUCAGCAAGGCAUUUUAUCAGUACAAUUGGUUUAUAUUUAGAUUUUUAUAUAGUUUUUCUGCAAAUUUCUUUUCUUAUAACCAACUGUAAAUAGUAUAGUUUUCGUCUUUUAUUCCAUAGUGAUUGUAAAUGGGUUCUUAUUUUUGUAGUUUUUGUAAUGUUUGUAAUGCGCAUUUAAUUAUUUUUAUAGAAAAUGCGGAAUAUAAAUAUUAAGAGUUACGGUCAGGAAAUAUCGACCAUCGCGUGGCAAGAGUUGAAAAAUCGAUUUCCUUCAUUUUUUGCCCAUAACCAGCUUUUAGGUAGAGAAGUAAUCUGAUGUAAGUUGUUCUCGCAAAAAGUCUUUUAUUUUCGAGAAAAGUAAGAAUAUCAGUUUUCGUGGUCGGAGUCUCAAAAUGGCCGUAUUUUCAACCCGAAAAUUGCUAACAUCAACUCUCCUCGCGUUCGCAAAUAAAGCCGCAAGGAGAAAUUUGGACACUUUCCAUCAAUAGAACAACUCUUCUUCUUUCACUAGAAGAUACUUUCAAAGCAAUAUCAAGACUCGUGGAACUAACGUAAUUCAAAAACGAAGAACAGGUUUAUACCUGCCAACUCUCACGCCUUUGAUCUCACGCCGGCUCACGCUUGUGGACCAAUUUCUCACGCCUGAUUGAAAAAUGUGAGUUGUUGCCGUCUUGCUUGACACAAUUUCCAAAAACAUGUUAGCUCAGACCCAUGUAAGGAACGAAAACCAUGUGUAAAAUGAAUAAAUGACAAUACCUUCCUCGCGAUCUCUGAUUUUGGGGAUAAGCGUUUUCCCGAUAACUUCGCCUUCGGCAGACUUCGGACGUCUUCGGAAGACUUCGGAAGACCUCGGAAUUCUUCGGAAGACUUCGAACUUCUUCGAGAAUCUUCGAAAAUGAUUGUGUCGUCUUCAAAAAUCCCAGCACUCCCAGGAUAAAAAAUCUCACGCUUAUAUCUCAGAAAAAGUUGGCAGGUAUACAGGUUUCUACGGUGACAAAAACUUUAAUUUAGUAGUUGUUUUCUGCGGCAUUAUUCUUCAUGUGGUAUAGCUCUAAAUUUUCCCACUCCUCUUUUAUUCACACAUUUAGACAUUCAACUAAAGCAUACCUGAGAAUUGGCUUGGGUGCUUGAAGGCAGCCUCCAAACGAAAGCAUCGAAGUCCGGUAAAUAUAGUAAAUCGUGACCAAAAUAACUUAUUUGACGGCUCCAAGUUUCCUCGAUCGUAAAGUAACAAGAGGAAAUAUCUUCUUGUUCAGUCAUCCUUAGCGAAUUACCAUUGUUAAGGUCCUUAUUUUUCGAUAAAAAGUGAGUACCAGAACGCUAGCGCGUUUGAUUUUUUCUCCUUCAAAGUACCGGUCGUGCUGUCGGCAUCGAAAAUGUUACUCCUUCAAGAAUUGCGUUGUGUUACUACGCCGUGAUCCGUGACUGUCAUUUUGACCGCUCCGUCUCUUCGAACGUACGUUAUGUCACGUGAAGUCACGGAACAGAUUGUCACGCAGAGUCGCCGGCUGGUAGAGUUCACUGUUUCAAAAUGGCAAAAAUUGACCCAGUUUCACCUUUUUACCCCACUCUUUGAUUGAAAAAAGGAACUUUGCAAUGGGAAAACCUACAAGAAGUACGAAAAAAGAGCCUUUAGGCUAUAAAUAUCUGCUUUUGUGCGUUUCGAAAUUGGAAGUAUUCACACAAUUACCGCCGGCCUACCAUGAAAAUUCCGGAACUUCGAAGGUGUCUUACAGAGAUUUCCUUCAAUAACCCAAGCCAAUUCCCAGGUAUGUUUUAAAUGAAUGUCUAAAUGUGUGAUUUGAAUAGCAUGAAGAGAAUUUGGAGUUAUACCACAUGUUAAAUAUUGCCGUCGAAAAUGAGUAACGAACUUAAGCUAGUUUUGUUAUCCUGAAAACCUAUCCCCCAUUUUUCAAUUAUUUCAGUUCGACGAGCUUCGCUAUUGCCCUUAAAGUAUCUUCUAGUGGAAGAAAAAGAAUUUUUCUGUUCAUGGAAAGUGUCCAAAUUUCUCCAUGCAGCUUCGUUUGCGAACGUGAGGAAAGUUAAUGUUAGCGAAUUUCAGGUUAAAAACUUGGGAAGUCUGAAACUCCGACAUCAAAAACGGAUCUUCUAAUUUUUCUCACAUUUAAAAGGCUUUUGGCAGGAACAAUCUAGUUUAGGUUUCUUAUCUACCUAAAAGCUAUCUAUGAACAAAAAAUGAAAGAAACUGAUUUUUCAACUCUUGCCGCGAAAUUAAGAUUUUGGUCGAUUUUUCCUGACCGUCGCUCUUAAAUAUUAUUGUUAUUAUUAUUAUUAUUACUAUUUUGAAUUUUAGAGGCUGAGAGUUUUUUUUAUUGAAAUGAAAUGUUUUUGAUUCGAAUAAGCUUUACUUAGUUAAAUUAACUCUUUCUAAGCUAAAUUAAGUGCUUUUUAAAUCGACAGGAAUUGUAAAUAGUGUUUUGAAUGAACAGUUUUUUCUUUUUUUCAAGGGAAUUAAUUGUAAAUAGCAUUUUAGUAGUUAGCAUUGUUGUCAACAAAAUUUUUUCAGUUUGAUUAUUAUUAUUAUUAUUAUUAUUAUUAUUAUAUGUCUUCCGAACGUUAUAUGUAAAGUUUCAAACACGAAAAACAUCAUCUUAUGAUAAAUUUUGCUUUCUUAGACACAUUUGCUAUCAAUAUUUGAAUUUUAAACUUUUUGUAGGUGCUUGUGAGGACAAUCAAAAACUAUUUCAUCAUUUGAUUCUAUUUUGUUUUUGUUGUUGUUUUGACUAAUAAGAUGAAAGUAAAAUGGACCAUGUUCUCCAAGAAACAGAGAGAAAUCGGCAAAUGGCGAAUCAAAUUGCCCACGCGACAUUUGCCACGCAUGGAGGUGUCCUUCCUACUGGCCCAAAGGUAAAAAUACUACAGGAUGUGAAACAGUCUUUGAAAAGGCGGGCAUAGUCCUUAUAGUCAGGCAUUAUUUAAGAGUUGUUAGUAUUAGGCAAGCUCUUAAGAUCAACGGAAAUUAGUACGCAUUUAAACUUAAAAAUAUUCAUUUCGUUCACUCCGCUCACCUUUUUUCAACCGAUUUAUUGACAACAAAAAACACUGGUACAUUAGGACGGUUAAAUAGCCGGGAAUAAGACUUUUUAAUAUGCGCGCUUAAGGUCUACAAAAACUAUCAGUGGAUUGCAGGAGCCGUAAGCGAGUGCGUCACUGAUAACAACAACAUAAGCUUUUUUUGCAUGACCAUGAAGGUAUUACACUAUUGCAAAAGCUACUGCAGUACUCUAAAUUUAACCACUAAUAUAACUAAUUAAUGUAAAACAUUAAAACAUUACAAAACAUAAAAGUUCCCAUUCAUUCAUUGAUAUUAAUUUGUUUGAAGUCAGGUAUUUUAGUUUCUAUUUUGGAGAAAAAUUCGUCUCUAAUCUGAGAAUAUGCUUUACAAUCCGGGUAGCAAGAAAUGAUUUUCAUCUUAAAUUUAGUACUGUUACAAAAGGAACACAUCCUUUCAUUGCGAGGAAUUUUUUCUAAGUUGAUGACUACAUGCUCUAAUUUCAACUAAUGCUUUUUUAGAGGGGUUUUUUCUUGUUAAAACUAGGUACGUCGAGGGGCUAUAGUCCUUUUGGUUGUACAAUAAAAACUGAGAUUUUGUUAUUGUUGAAGUGUCUGGUUCCAGAGACGGUUUAUUGAGGCGCUACGCCGACAUACCGUUUAACUAGAGUCAUUCAAUGAAUUCUAAGAAAAGACACAGUUUAGAUCGUAGUAGUCAAGAGAUUAGAGUAAAAGCUGUUAUUUCCGCCAUAAUAAAGGACAAUUGAAAUUUUUAAGGCUUUUUAACUAUAGAAUCUUCAUCUUUACCUUUCAAAUAGCUUAUAAGUAAUUUAGGCAAUGUUGAAUCUAAUUGUUUAAUUCAAUGAACAGAAAGAAAAAAAUGACAGACUUGCCUCUUAGCGCUCGACUUUUCGAGGAUUUGUGCCACUUCAGGCAUUUUCCAAUUCAAAAACACUACUUUCGUCUUGGCUUCCUUUUAUCUUUUUUUUUUUUUCGUAAUUGUAAACAGUUUCUUCUCUUUAUUUUUCUUAGGCCUUCACUCGCUCAAAGCAGAAGAAUAAAAUGAACACUUUCAAAACUGUGAUUCUUUCGUAACGAUAACGGCGUUAAUCGUGCGCGUUUUAAAGAUUUGUUCCAGUUUAGCAUUUUCUAGCCUCGGUUUCUCCUUUUUUUACGCUUGCAAACAAUCCUGCUAAACGUUUUUUCGAGGCCUUCACUUCCUUUUUCGAAGCAAAAAUUAUUAGCACAGUCGCUUAAUGCGCGGCCACUUAGGUGUGACCUCAAAUCCUUGUUUCCGCUUCUUUUCUUUCUGUGAAGCUUUUAGUAGCUUGAAAUUUCCGCUAAACAGAGCACUGGUGGAAAGAGGGGAGGUACACUGCUGACUUCAGGUUCGUCAGUCUAAUGUGUACUGUUGCGAGUUACUGACGUCCAAUAAGGGCCUUUAGUUUUUUUACCUUUGUCGAUCCAACUUGAGCUCGCAAGCAUUUUAAAAACAUGGAACCAUAUUAGACAAAGAAAACAAUUUUUCGUGACGCCAUUUGUGUGUCUGUGCCCUAGAAGAUCAUUGGCAGCAACCAAUGACAGGGCGCGUGGCAUUCAGAUAAUUGUAUAUAAACGGUAAGACAUUCUAGUGUUUUUGGAUUAUUACGAUAGGCUGUAGACCCGGCCAGCCACUCUUAGGGUUGAUUUCCAGUGUCGCGUAAUUUUCACGUGCGUACGUGCGUAAAAUAUACGUUCGCAGAUAAAACCGAGGUAAUGCAUGAAAGGUCGCUCGUAAGCGUAAAAGUUGAUACGUUUUAUCUUGCCUCUAUUUUACUUACGUGAUUAAAAUUUACUUGCGUUAACGUGCGUAGUCAAAAUCGCGUCGGUGGAAAUUAACCUUUACUCCUUUAAAAUCUGUCGGACGUCAGAACCUUCACGAUAUUAAAGACAUUGGGGGACCUAUACUAGACUUAGUUUUAGUGGUCUAUCUCUGCCAACUUUGGUCGGCCUAGGGAUUAACUUCAAGGGAUUCUAAGCAAAUGAGACAAAAACCGACAUACAGUCAGAAGCCAGGCUUUUUGCCGGGUGCUAGCAUGCGUAGCAGUCAUUUCCUUUCCUUUUAAACAGACGGGUAAAGCUAAAGGGGCGCCGCUCUUAACUGUUUUUUUUUUUUUGCUCCUUAGCCCUUGCUUGUCUCUCCUGCGCUUCUUCCGCGUGGCUAAAAGAAAACGGAAACGAAUACUUGAUCAGGCUAGCAAGGUGCUUAAACCCUCACUAAGAAAUUCAGGGACAGGCACUCACGACCCAACGCUGCUCAGUAAUUCAGUGUUAGUUUAAACUUACGUAGGAGAAGUCAAGUACAGCAUUAAGGUAUAAAAAAGUGUUUUACAGGCCUGGCAAAGCCAAGGGAUAAGAGUGCAAGGAUGCCUUUUAACUUGUGAAGGAAGUUUGUUUUGCUCCACCUGUAAAGACGAUCCAGCCGAAUACCACGGCGCGAGAUACAUCUUUCCUUUCUCUCCAGAGACUCCCCAUUUUGAGGUGCGUUCCCUAAUUAAUAUCAAAGUCAUUAAAAGGCUUCUUUCCGUCAAAAAUGAAACAGAUAGGGUGAAACCCCAUGAAUCCGACUACCGUUAGGCCAAGGAAUCCUGGUCGUAUUAACGACGUUUCCAGACUGAGAUAAUGACUGAGAAGUUUAUCGUUUGAACCAGAAUAAUGUGCUCGUACUAAAGAAGUGGUAAGAAAGUACCGAGGGUUGCAAAAUAGCGUAAAAACACUAACAAACCAGUGGCUAAGCUGAAGAUAUUAACUAUGUGUCCAAUCCAUAUAGAUUAAUUUCAGCAGAGCUCACACGCAAAGGAAAGUCUUUGACUUCAUAAACAGCAACUGACCCAGGAUGAAACCCUGCGGUACACCAAAAUGAAUGAACCUUGAAAGUCUAUCACGUCAAAAAAUACAACAACAACAACAACAAACAAACAAAUAGUCUAAAACAAAAGACACACACACACAAUUGCCAUUCGUUUCAGUCUUCCUCAAGCUUGUCAACCCGUGCCUCCCUCUGUAUUUACCAUGUUAUUUUUAGCUCUUUCUAAUAACUUAACCGGUUAUUUUAAUGUUGUACCCAGUUGGUGGUAGUUCCCACCGAUUAUUGAAUUUUGAUAACUUUCGUGACUCAUGUAAACUCCUUUAAUAGGUUUUUACCACUACUUACAAUAAAGGUCUUUACUUGACCCCGAGGCCAAGGGAAAUAAAACAAAAGAACUGAUCUAUUCAUCCUUGAACCUCAAAAUUAUUUCUUUAACAAUAUCGAAAAAGGCAAAACAUUCCCUGGAGAAAGCAAUUAUUACUAUUGCUAUUAUCAUUAUCAUUAUCGGUAUCGUUAUUAUUAUUAUUAUAAUUAUUAUUAUUAUUAUUAUUAAUGCCGACAAAAAGCUAAGCGAGCUGUUGAGUUAGCUACAGAGAAGGGAUCAUCAAAUUGGCUGACCGUGAUUCCUCUCGAAGAGCUAGAUUACAAUCUGAAUAAGAAGGAAUUUAGAGAUGCAAUCAAGUUACGGUACGACUGGGAAAUAACGGACACGCCCAUGAUCUGCGCAUGCGGUGUUCAAUUUAGCGUGGAUCACGCAAUGGUGUGUCAGCGUGGCGGAUUCAUUAUCCAGCGCCAUAACGAACUGCGCGACUUGGAAGCAGAGAUGCUAAGGAUGGUCUGUAAUGAUGUGGAAGUAGAGCCGGUACUUCAGGAGGUCACUUGGGAGACAUUAAAUCAUGCCGCUAACAAAGCUCCUGAUGCCCGUUUGGAUAUUCAUGCUCAAGGUUUUUGCGAGAGACAGAGAUCUACAUUCUUCGACGUUUGGGUGUGUCACCCUAAUGUAGACUUUUAUAGAGACUUGACUCCUAGGCAAAUCUAUAAGAAGCAUGAGAAGGAGAAGAAGAGGCAGUAUGCGGAAAGAGUCAUGAAGAUCGAACAGGGAACGUUCACUCCCCUAGUUUUCACGACCACUGGUCAGAAGCCCAUCAAAUGGAGCCUCCAUCUCCAUUAAUUUCUUGAGUCAACUCUUUCCCGAGUAGAUUUAUAAAUAGAACGGCUUGUUUCCCGCAAAAAAGUGUCAUAUUUCCGUGAGGUCGUAUGUCACCGUGUAAAAAUAAAGUUGAAUAAAGUCGAACUCAGGAGCCCGUCCUUCGACCGUUUUCCUUUUUUACUAUACGUCCAUUUUUACGAGUUUACAGCCGCUGGGAUCUGGGUAUCAUGAAAUAAAAGUUAAUGAAUUACCCGACGGAGACUGAGCAUGAAGCGAUGGACAAAGGUAGAAAACUGAGGAUCACGGAAAGGUUAUCUUGGCGAGUUUUUUUUUUUUUUUUUUUUUGGCCGUCAUACAUCAUACAUGUAAGCAUACACUUCGAAAAGAGUCGACAAUAAAGCGUUCUGUGGACGAUUUGGAACUUUUCGAUGAUCAUCGCCGAAAAAGUGCCAGAAUUACUUGAUUUUUGUCAUCACCGUGGAGUGGAUUUCGACAGAAGCACCGCGUGCAAAAGCGAUGACCUAAGUAGCAACUAACAAGGAAUGCUUUAGUUCCGAAAUUUGAGAAAUUGCAGUCUUCCUUUACAACUGACUCUAUUACCAUGAGUGUUACCUAAUGAAACUGGCACUUGAAAAGUUGAACAGAAGAGAACAGUUGCUCGACUGUGAAGCUAACUCAAAAGUAAUUUGUUAACGGAGGAAUUUGUGACACCGCGCUCCAGUCCAAAGGUCCACUUAUUAUUUGGGCGUGGCCCAAAUAGAGUAAUGGAAACGGCUUGUUUUGACGCAAAUGUGCAAUAGGCACGCAAUUCGUGCUAACGUAAACAAGGCAAGUAAACAAGCGAAGCGAGGCGAAUGUCUGUCAUGGGAACGUCUUUUACAAGGUAAGGGGCAUGUGGGAAAGAAAGCUCUGCUUGCCCACGGCACUUAAUCGCACUUUUACGAUCUCAAAAUUUAAUCUGAAUCUUCAGUAUUUUUGCCUCAUUGAAAUUUGGAAGUCUGAUGUCCAGGGAUGAAAUCUAUCAAAAGUAUUUGGAAUAUUAACGUCGGGUUUUGGUCACAAUAAUAUCACACGCAACGAACCUUGAAACACAGAAACUCAAAAAACGGAUCGAAAUCCACCAAUCACAAACCAUAAACAAUGACCUUUUGAACCAGUUGAAGAAAACUUUCGUUUCCUAAGAGGUCCGCUAAGAUGAUUGACGUCUGACAUUUUUUUGACGAGAGGAUCGAAAUGCACCAAUCAUCGAAAGACAGUUUUAAUUGCACGUUUCCUAAGAGGUCAUCUGAAUUUGCUCUUUUCUUUAUUUUAUGUCCAUUUUUUGUGAUUGGUCGAUUUUGUUAGGUUGAGUGGAUAAUCCAAUGAGGGACGAUUUGGAUAUCGUUUGAUCCGAAAUUUUUCGAAGCAGAAGUGAGAAGCAGUUUGGAUAACAUUUGGCCGCGGCGUUUCGAGAAACGUGUUAAUAUAUUGUUCAAUCAUGUUAUUCCGGGUUAAACUUACAAAUGCACACACUGUUCGCGGUAGGCCCGCACUAAAAAAUAACACUGAGUGUUUUCGGAAUGGGCUGGUCCGCGAACUCAAAGAAAGACAAAGGAAAUUAUCAAGACAUUCAAUGACAUCAAAGACUCAUGGACCCCAUAGACGUAAUAACAAAUCGGAAUAUCAGGAGUGUACGUGUAAAAUGGAAAAGAGUUGGAAUAGAGGAAUGUUGAACAAGUGUGAGAGUCGCAAGAUUUGUGUAGCUGGUUAUCAGUGUGACAAUAGUGAUUUUGAUUUUGCAUUGCGGAACACAGUGAGUUGCCUGUGAUAAAAAUCUGUUCCGAUGAAGGAAGAGACGAUUGUCAACAAUUGAAACCAAAAGGGUCUGAGGCUUGUUUUGGAACUACUGUGAUAACUGCAACAAUUCUUCUUCAAUUUUGUUUAGCAGGGUGACGGUUAAUGUACUUGUUUUUGUAUUGCGUGUUGUGUUUUUUCAUACGAUGCUGUGCGUCGGGAUUUUGCAUUAUCAGCAUGUUUUGUAUUAGUGUUUUGUUGGCAGCGAGGUGACGACAAGAUAAGGUAAUGAGCUAGUUGUACAGAAGGAAAAUUGUGUUGUGGAGGAAAUAAAAGAAGUUGAAUGAGUUCUCGUCGUGGGAAAUUUAUUUAUAACAGAACUUACGAUUUCAUUGCUUUAAAUCAGGUUAGUCCAUUAUAUUUUCGGCAUGACAAAUUACCAUAGAAUCGAGAUUGUAAUUCGAAACUCGCGUUGUUUUCAAAAUUUGCAUAAAUCGGGCGCUGCAAAGAAAUAUUUAGGUUACAAGCGCUUCAAAAUACUGUACCUCCAGAACGGCUUAGCUUUUACUUGUUGUGCUAUAUCUUUCAAAACUAUCGAUCAAUGCCCGUGGCUGGUUAAAAUCGUCUCUUGUUGGUUUUCAAACGAUUCAGGAUGGAUCGAAUCGACUUUGGAACGUUUAUUAUUGGACGUAUGGAAAAGCCGGAAUCCGGAAUCCGGAAUCCGGACCCGGAAACGAAAACGGAAACGGAACCGGAACUUAAAUUGAGACUGGGGUAAACUGGGAAGCACUGAAACCAGUUCACAAUAAAAUUCAAGAUGGCGUCCUCCGUUAUCAUUGUUUUGGGAAAUUUUCAGCACAGUGAUCGUGAUACCACAGAUUAUCUCACAUUCGGAAAGUGACUUGCAAAAAAAAAAGGUAAGUGCAUCCUACUGUUAUUCCUAGAAGUCAUAAACUGUGACUGCAGCUUUAGGUCGAGCAACUUUCGACAGAUCGAGACUACAACUAAUCAGAAGUCUAUUGACUGCGAAAAACAGCCAUUAUUAGUAUGUGAUGUUUAAGACCGCUGUGUUAUUCAUUUCCUUCCCUUGAACCUAAGUUACUCUUUUCUUAAAAAAGGCUCCGUGUUUUAUCCAUUGUGAGGGAAAGGCGGCAAAGGGAGGAGGAGUACUCAUGUCAAUCAUGAUCCCAAGUUGCAACGCUCACGCGUAUAUGAAAUUCUCGAACAAAAAUUUUGCACCGUACGCAAAAAGUGCGACAGUAAAAAAUAAAAUAACAAUAGAUAAAUAUAAUGUGGGAAAUAAAAGUCUUGAUCGAGCAAUUAUUGUUGGUGACACUCUCAAGACAGAAACGUCUCCAAUUUUUAUUUCUUAGGUUCCGGUUCCGGUUCCGGUUCCGGAUUCCGGAUUCCGGAUUCCGGAUUCCGGAUUCCUUCUCUUCCAUACGCCUUUUCUUAUUUUAUCAGCUUCUGGUAUGAACAAAACGUUUUUCUUCUCGGUAAAGUUCACUCAACAAAUUUAGAAAGAUGUACUUGACUUUUCAUAUGUGGAACGAACUGACUUUUUUGUGGAACGAACUGACUGUUUUAUGGAACGAUCUGACUAUUGAUUGGAACGAUCUGACUUGGAACGAUGGCAACGAUCUGACCAUGGAACGAAAUGACCGGUUACCGUCAUGCCCCUAGCAGACCACCAAUGAACAAAAUAAAAUCUUUGUUACAGAAAACACGAAAAGUGACACUUUUUGUAUGGAAGAGUAUUCCGAAAAAUACACCGUUGUCGCUGAAAUUCAUUGUUACGUUAAAAGUACAAAAGGUUUACACUUAAACAGGUACAGAAGUAAGAACUGUAACAGUGUGGGGUUUUACUUAAGGGGCAACUCCAAAACUAGUUCGUAAACGAGGGAAGGUGUAUCUGUCGUCCAAGCAUCAGAGCACCGGCGAUUUAGGUGGAAUGAGAUAUCCAAAUAGGCUUCUAAGUAAGAAUUUGCCCCUCUGUACAUGUAAUUAUCCAUUUUAUACUGCUUAAAACAGUUUGAAUCACCGGGUUAAUUUUGGCCAAUUUAAGCUUUGUACUGAUAUAGAGAAGAAUCCAAGACCUUCAGUUUAUGUAGAUGCUACAAAAACAAUUAAUGCUCCAUACUGUCAAGGAAAUGUUACAGGAUUUGGGGAAAAUGGUGGAUCACGAUGUGUCGCAGUGAGUCUGUGCGCUUUAAUUUACAGUAAGAUAACAAAGAUUACUUCAGUUGAUGAUAUGACUCAAAUAAUGAUUGUUGGUAUUCAAUUAUAUUCUUGUCUGUCACUGCUUGUAAGACAAUCUAUGUCAAUGUUAACAGAAUCGCCAGGAAUGGUUUUCCACCUUGAAUACAGUGACAGUUAUACUUGUAACAUCCAUCACUACUGUAUAUGCCACUCACAGGUUACAGCAUUUGAAACACUCUUGGCACUGAACUACAACUCAUUCAUUUUAAUGGUGGCAAUUAUUGGUCUUGGUAUCUACAGCACUGAGGCUGGGGGAUAUAAUGAAUUGGAUUCUCAUGCUAGAGAUAUGCAUCAUAACAGUCAAAGUGAAGGGACAUGUGUAUUGUUGGAAAUACCAUCCAUGCAUAAAUUAGUACAAUAUUUUCAAACCCUACAUAGGAAUGAGGAUAUAUAUGAACUUAAACGUGUACAUAUUGCCACCUUUGAACCUCAUCUUUUCUCAAGCAAUGUUGAAAAUUGUAGUAUAUCAAAUGUUAAUAGUUACCAAUGUUCCUGUAAACAGUGCUGCCCUAUAGCAGUUUAUGCAAUGUGUUACUCUCUUAUUAAUCCUUGUGGAUACUGGACUUAAGGAACUUUAUUUGCCCUUGUUAGUAACCGGAGUACACUGUACAAAGUGAUGGGUGUGAAAACACGUCUGUCAGUAUCAGUGGAGCUGAGAUAAACCUUACUCUCUGGGCUGUAACCACUUAUGUCCUAUGUUGUAAUUUGGCUCCAAGGAUGUCUGCUUUGAAGAUGUGCAUAUUUUCAAACAUUGUCGUGAAGAGACACUAUUUUUGUUGUGGAUUGGGACAUACUGUAUCUAAAUCUAAAUCUAAAUAUCGUUAUGUCGGCAAAAUCGUUUGGGACAUCACGCCAACUCUAAGAUAAUAAUAAAUAAAACUAUACUAAAAUAUACAAAACUAUUAAAAACUAUUAAAAACUACUGAUAAAAAUAAAACUAAAUUAGUUUGCUUUUAAAAAUACAGAGGGAUUGGCUAGAAACAGUUUCUUCUGGAAGUUUGUUCCAUUCAGUUAUUGUCCUGUGAAAAAAAGAAAAUCUAAAAAUAUCUUUAUGUCCUUUCGGUACAAUAAAUUUAAAAUCAUGGCUUCCCCGGGUUCUCCUUUCUUUACUUGUUAUCAAAUAAUCCCCCCAAUCCCCAUCUAGGAGGCCGUGGCACAUCUUGUAUAUAGUGGAGAGCCUUGCGUGUCUUCUCAUUGUUUCAAGUGUGUCCCACUGUAGGUCUUGCAGCAUUUCCGUCACGCUCGUUGUUCGAUCGUAAUUUCCAGUGACAAAGCGGGCUGCUUUCCGCUGUACCCUUUCUAGAGCGGCUUUAUCUUUCUGGUAAUGUGGGUCCCAUGCGCUACAGGCAUACUGGAGUUUUGGCCUCACAAGUGUCAUAUACACGGUUUCUUUCACUGACUUUGGACAAUUCCACAGGUUUCGCUUGAUAAGUCCCAAGACCUUAUUUGCCCUAGAUGUGAUUGUUUCAAUGUGUGGUGACCACCUCAUUUUGUUAUCGAGGACUACCCCCAGAUAAGGGUGAGAUUCCACUUCUUCUAGGAUUUGUCCACAGAAUACGUAUUCCCGCUUUGGUGGAUCUCUCUUGGUUGUAAAACACAUGAUCUUGCACUUUGAAGGAUUAAAUUCCAUCUUCCACUUUUGUUGCCAAUCUUCUAAUCUAUACAAGUCCUCUUGGAGAUCGGCUGUGUCUUCAUCACAACAAAUUGUCCCAUAUAACAAUGCAUCAUCAGCAAAAAGUCUAACAGUAGAGUUAAGACUAUCAGGUAAAUCAUUUAUAUACAUUAAGAACAGUAGCGGUCCUAAGACUGUUCCUUGGGGAACACCAGAUGUCGUAACUACAGGGGCAGAUGAUGCCCCCUCAAUUACCACUGAUUGGGUACGCUGUGUUAGAAACGAUUCAAACCAGUUAUGUAGUGGGCCACGAAUUCCGUAAUAAUCAAGUUUCUUCAAGAGUCGGCGAUGGGGAACUUUGUCGAAUGCUUUUGAAAAAUCAAGGAUUGCGGCGUGAAUUGUUUUGUUAGACUGGAUAGCACUUGCUAUAUCAUGAAUGGUACAUAUGAGCUGUGUUUCUGUUGAUCGUUUCGCUCUAAAGCCAUGUUGACAAUCAGUGAGCACUCCAUAUCGUGAAAGAUGCUUCAUAACAUGGCUGUGUACAAUAUGCUCAAGUACCUUUGAUGCGAUGCAGGUAAGUGACACGGGCCUAUAAUUUGAAGGAUCCGAUUUCUUUCCUUUCUUGUGAAUAGCGCAUACGUUGGCGUGUUUCCAUUGGAUAGGCACAGUUCCGGUAUCAAUACAAUCUUGAUAUAUAUCAGUAAGAACCUUUGAUAUUUCAUGGGCAUUCUCCUUUAAAAACCAGGGUGGAAUUCCAUCCGGGCCAUUCGCUUUAUCUACCUUCAACUCGCUAAGUUGCUUUUCAACUCCACAGGUUGUGAUGUUUAUUGUUCCAAUAGUCGGAAUAGGGCUUUCACCAGGGUCUGGGAUAUUCUCUGAUUCUUCGUUGUUGAAAACACUGGAGAACUGACUAUUUAGCACUUCGGCCUUAGCUCUCGGUUCGGUAAACACUUCAUUUCCAACUUUGAGGUCUUGGGUAUCUGUACCCUCUUUUCCUAGUUUUUUGAUGUGUACUGUAUAAGCUGUGUGGUUCAGCAAACAAGUGGAGUAAAGGAUUUGUCUUCUCUGGUAACAUAUGAUGACAGUUCUUUAGCUGCAAUAAGGCAUGUUCAAAGUAUCAUACCCGUAGUACGACCACGCCCAAAUAUACGCUCACACAGCGUCUUGUCUCAAGAAAAACAAAACGGAUUGUAUCUGCGACAAAAUAAUUAUGACUGACUAACAGGACAAUUCUUAGCGGUUAAUGUAGAAGUUUAAGCUCCAUUCUUUCCGCGAAUUCGCAUCUGUAGAGCACUUUUCGCGAGAAAACAAUGUAAAAAUAGCUGGGCCCGGCGUUACAAGACAUAGCAGAGAAUCAUCACACUAGCUGACGGACAGAACAACCACAAGGAAUACAAGUAUUUUUUCAGCUAGAUAAACGCAUUUCGGAAAAAAACCUUGAAAAACUAGAAAUUUGAUUAAUAUUGAGUCAUUUAGCCGAAAUAAGAACCUUAACGCUUAAAAAAAAUUGCCCAAAGAAAACGAAUCCUGUCAGAACUACAGACUGCAGGAAGUAGUUAAUCAUUAUGCAUGGAACAGACCAGCUUCAUGGUCUCUUAAUGUGAGACAAGCAGCCAAAAUUAAGAUUAACGUAGUCAGAGUUUAAACCUCUCCACGGUAUAAUCUACCCGCUAGAAAGAAAAAAAAGAAGAACAUCUCUGAGGGAUAAAAACGCUAAAGUCACGUUUCACUAGCUUAUGAUUGUGUUUGGCCUGUCAACACCGAAUUUCCUGUUGUUUGAUGAUGUACAAUAGCACUGUCAUUUCGUCGUUGUGAUUGGCUCUUACCACCGUCGGCGCGCGAAGUCUCCUCUGGGAACCGUUCUAAUUAUAAAUCUACUCGGGAAAGGGUUGACUCCAAGGGNCACACUAGCUGACGGACAGAACAACCACAAGGAAUACAAGUAUUUUUUCAGCUAGAUAAACGCAUUUCGGAAAAAAACCUUGAAAAACUAGAAAUUUGAUUAAUAUUGAGUCAUUUAGCCGAAAUAAGAACCUUAACGCUUAAAAAAAAUUGCCCAAAGAAAACGAAUCCUGUCAGAACUACAGACUGCAGGAAGUAGUUAAUCAUUAUGCAUGGAACAGACCAGCUUCAUGGUCUCUUAAUGUGAGACAAGCAGCCAAAAUUAAGAUUAACGUAGUCAGAGUUUAAACCUCUCCACAGUAUAAUCUACCCGCUAGAAAGAAAAGAAAGAACAUCUCUGAGGGAUAAAAACGCUAAAGUCACGUUUCACUAGCUUAUGAUUGUGUUUGGCCUGUCAACACCGAAUUUCCUGUUGUUUGAUGAUGUACAAUAGCACUGUCAUUUCGUCGUUGUGAUUGGCUCUUACCACCGUCGGCGCGCGAAGUCUCCUCUGGGAACCGUUCUAAUUAUAAAUCUACUCGGGAAAGGGUUGACUCCAAGGGUAUGUAUGGGAGAUGGAGGCUCCAUUUGAUGGGCUCCUGCCACAGGUGGAAUAACGGAUGAGAGUGUUGUGUACCACAGCAGACUUGGGGAGCUGAUCGCAAAUAAGAAGGGAGAAAUUUACUCACGCGCAAUUUCCUGGAUAAGAGCUAAAGUAUCUUUCGCCAUCGUACGCUCUGUGAUGCUAUGCUUGAGAGGCUCAAGAUCCAGAAGACGACAGCUAGACUUUGUUGACUCAGAUCUACAGAUCGAAAAUAUUAUAGCCUACCUGAAUUGAUUGAUUAUUUAUUUUUUUUAAUUUUAUUAUUAUUAUUUUUUAAACAUUUGAAAGAAACUUUUAGAGAAUUUUAGAGGCUGAUAGUUCUUAUUAUUGAAAUGAAAUGUUUUUAAUUCGAAUAAUUUUUCUAAGUUAAAUUAACUCUUUCUAAGUUGAAUUUAGUGCUUCUUAAAUCGACAGGAAUUGUAAAUAGUGUUUUGAAUGAAUAUUUUUUUUUUAAGCGAAAUAUUAUAUAAUUAUUAUUAUUUUUAUUAUUAUUAUUAUUAUUACUUCAUUCAUUCAAAAUAUUUUUCAUUUUCUGACCGUCUUAAACCUCCCGGAUAAUUUUUCAUAACCAGCUGGCGUUGACCAAAUUUUGAAAAAAAUGUUCUAUUAUUCGAUGGUUGGUGUCAGUCGUCAAAUAGUAUGAAAAUUAUUGGACGCAUGGCGUCAAGCCAAGAUAGCGGCGCCUCGACAUUCAGGGAAUAAAAUAAAUUAAAAGAAAUCACUUUAAGGUUCCGGGAUGAAUAAUAUAUAUCGUUUGUUUGAUUUCCCCAAGCAUCCUGGCUAAUUAGGAAUUUUAAUAUAUCGAAAUUGGUCAGUCUAUUGAAAGUUCAUAACGUAGCCCUAUCCAAUCAUUGAGUUCUAUCAAGCUGACAGUAACCAAUUUAGCACUUUUUGAAUAGGUUCUCAUUCAAGAAACGGGAGGACGAAGAAUCAUAGGUGUAGGCGUUGUUGGGAAGGAUUAUGGAAGUCAUGCCCUGCCAGGAUGGUGCAAUGGAACCGUGGGAUAUCACAUUGAUGAUGGACGAAUAUUUGACGCAAAUAAUCCUACAAAAGGAAUAGAGUAUGAAGGCAAGGGAGUACAAUUUUUUUCUCCUCGAUCUAGAUCUAUAGAAUUUAGUAGAGAAGAGAAGUUAAUGAUUUAAAAGCAUCGGACUUACGUAACGUAUAUACGGGAAAUAAAAUUUUUGAAAAAUGUUUUCUUAAACAAGAUAAAGAGUAAUUUUCAAUGUAUGUAGCAGAGACAGCUCCUUUUAAUGUCUUGUCUGCGAUAACAGGACUGAAAAGACGUCGAUCAUUUCCCUGCAAACGAACGCAAGGUUGGGAAAGCCUUAUAUACACAGCCGACGCUAAAUCAUAUGGUGUGCGAGGUUGUUGUAUUUCACAGUGCAUAAAGGGAGCCGCUUUUGACGUUGCCAGCCUUACUAGUGUGCAGAGCGUCGUUACAAGUGAACCUGAUUUGCUACGAGUUUCUUGGUAGCAGGGUGGUUCGAGCGACAAACGAUGUACAGGAUGGUGGGUGUUAAUCUUGAAGUAGAGGAACGCAUAAAAUGACCAUAUUUGCCACCCUUCAUUUGACAACAAUGGUAGAUACUGAGUGCGCAAAGAUUGUCCAACUAAUAAUAGGUUCUAGUGGUUUAAAUUGAAUGUAAGAGCUAACAAUGACUUGCAAUUUGUCAGUGCUAUCAGUUCUUAUGAUAUCUUUGUAGACGCCAUGGCCUACAGAGGGAACUUGAUUGGCUGCACAGUCAGCUUUGAUAUGGCAAAAGACGGAAAAGUUCCAAUCGUGUUUUCUUUAAACGGAAGGCAGAUUACUCGGAAUGAGAUACAAAUUGACUACAUACCAAAUGAGAAAUCUCUGUACCCCUACAUUGGCAUAGGACACGAAGGAAUCAGAGUACUCGCCAUGGUAUAA